This is a messenger RNA of Phacochoerus africanus (Common warthog), 11141 nucleotides long. RefSeq names its product neurobeachin like 2 (gene NBEAL2). Gene Ontology annotation, biological process: intracellular protein localization. NCBI's taxonomy places the organism in Eukaryota, Metazoa, Chordata, Mammalia, Artiodactyla, Suidae. The record is from RefSeq and is a predicted model, not a curated record. The coding region runs from base 146 to 8776 and encodes 2876 amino acids. Gene Ontology annotation, cellular component: cytosol; membrane. Gene Ontology annotation, molecular function: protein kinase binding. The transcript has 54 exons.
GUACUACUUCCCCCAGUAGUAUCGCGCCGCUCCGCCCCGGAGUGACGCCCUCCGCCCAUGGGCCUGGCCGAGGGCAACCGGCGGGCGGCGCGGAGGAGGCGGCGGCGGCAGGUAGCGUACAGCAGGGCCGGAGCCGGGCCGGGCUAUGGCCGCCUCGGAGCGGCUCUACGAGUUGUGGCUGCUCUACUACGCGCAGAAGGACCUGGGCUACCUGCAGCAGUGGCUGAAGGCCUUUGUGGGUACCUUCGAGAAGAGCAUCUCGCUAAACUCUCUGGAGCCACGCAGGCCGGAGGAGGCAGGUGCAGAGGUGCCGCUUCUACCGCUGGAUGCACUGCAUGUGCUGACUGAGCAGCUGGCCGAGCGGGACCUGGAGCAAGCCCUACUGUUGCUCAAGCUCUUUGUCGUUCUCUGCAGGAACCCAGAGAAUGUAGAGGCAGGCUGGGGCCGGGUGCUGGUGCCCCAGGUGCUGGCAUUGCUGACCUGGUUGGUGGCCGAGCUGAAAGGACCCCCACCACCACAGGAGGCCCGUGGGUCUCAGCUGGAAAACGCAGCCCUGCAUGCCCUGCUCCUCUUUGAGGGCCUCUUUGACCCCUACCAGACCUGGCGACGCCAGCAGAGCGGGGAAGUCAUCAGCUCCAAGGAGAAGAGCAAAUACAAGUUCCCUCCUGCUGCUUUGCCUUGUGAAUUCAGCACCUUCUUCAGAGAGAGCCUGCAGGAUGCAGAUCGCUUGCCUCCUGUGCUGCUGCUGCGUCUCAUCCACCUCUUUGGUGCUGUCCUUGCAGGAGGGAAGGAGAACGGGCAGAAGGCUGUGAGUGCUGGCUCUGUGCAGGGCUUGCUGGGUGUGGUGCAGGCCUGGGGUCACAGGCCAGCCCAGGACCCCCGCCUAGUGCCGCUGGCGCUGAAGGCACUAGUGGGUGCAGUACAUAUCCUGCAUGCCAGCCGCACACCCCCCCGGGGGCCAGAGCUCCGAGCCCUGCUUGAGGGCUACUUCCGCGUCCUUAAUACCGACUGGCCAGCCGGGCCAAGCCCGGACCCCGAAGAGGCCCUCGUCACCCUGCGGGUCAGCAUGCUUGAUGCCAUUCCCAUGAUGCUGGCAUGCGAGGACCGGCCAGUUCUGCAGGCCACCUUCCUCAGCAACAAUUGCUUUGAACACCUUAUUCGCCUCAUCCAGAACAGCAAGCUAUACCUGCAGGCCCGGGCGCCCCCUGAGGGGGACAGUGACCUGGCUACCCGGUUACUGACCGAGCCCGAUGUCCAGAAGGUACUGGACCAGGACACAGAUGCAAUUGCAGUCCAUGUAGUCAGAGUGCUGACCUGCAUCAUGAGCGGCUCCCCCUCAGCCAAGGAGGUGUUCAAGGAACGCAUUGGCUACCCUCACCUGCACGAAGUUCUACAGAGCCACGGUCCCCCCACCCAUCGGCUGUUGCAAGAGCUACUCAACAUGGCCGUGGAGGGUGACCACAGCACAUGUCCACCGCCACCAAUCCGCAACGAGCAGCCAGUGCUGGUGCUGAUGCGGUGGCUGCCAGCUCUGCCCACAGCUGAGCUGCGGCUCUUCCUAGCACAGCGCCUCUGGUGGCUCUGUGACAGCUGCCCUGCCAGUCGUGCCACAUGUGUGCAGGCUGGUUUGGUGGGCUGUCUGUUGGAGACACUCAGCACAGGAGUAGCCCUGGGGACCCGCUGCCAGGAGCAAUUAUUGGCGCUGCUGCAAGCAUUGGGCCACGUGUCACUAAGGCCCUUGGAGCUGCGUCAGUUGCUUCGCCCCCCACCAGGGCUGGACUCAGGGUCGAGCGUUGCUGAGGCUGAGAAUGCCCGACACGCAGGAGCCAUCAUCCGCGCACUAUCAGGCAUGGCCCGGGACCAGGGCCCGGCCCGAGCCCUACACUACUUUGACCUCACGCCCAGCAUGGCGGGUAUCAUGGUACCCCCUGUGCAGCGAUGGCCAGGCCCUGGCUUCACCUUCCAUGCCUGGCUCUGUCUGCACCCCAUGGCUGCAGCGCCAGUCCCGGCCCCCACCCCUACUCCCACCCGGCCACUCCAGCGAAAGCAGCUGUACAGCUUCUUCACCAGUAGUGGUUCAGGGUUUGAAGCCUUCUUCACAGCGGCCGGGACCCUGGUGGUGGCUGUGUGCACCCGGAAGGAGUACUUGACCAUGAGCUUGCCUGAAGUGUCCUUUUUGGACUCUACCUGGCACUGUGUGGCCAUUGUCCAUGCGCCUGGGCGCCGGCCCUUCAGCCAGAACCUGGUUUAUGUCUACAAAGAUGGCCAUCUGGUCAAGACAGCAACCCUUCGCUGCCCCUCCCUUAAUGAGCCUUUCUCUUCCUGCUGUAUCGGCUCUGCUGGGCACCGCACAACGACCACCACCACGGGGCUGCCUGCGCCAUCAGUCCCUGCUGCCCUGGCUCACACGCACCCCUCCCUCACCCGCUCCCAGUCUGUCCCAGCCACCACAGGGCUUGGCUGGGGAUCUGGGCUGGUGGCCCCCCUGCAGGAGGGCAGCAUCAGCUCUACCCUUGCAGGCACACAGGACACUCGGUGGGGCAGCCCCACAUCCCUGGAGGGCGAGCUAGGGGCUGUGGCCAUCUUCCAUGAAGCCCUGCAGGUGGAAGCCCUGCGGGUCCUCUGUAACCUGGGGCCAAAUGAGACAGCACCCUUCAAGCCUGAGGGUGAGCUGCAUGAGCUUGCCACCAAGCUACUCCUCCAUUAUUCACCUCAGGCCUGUAAGAACAACAUUUGUCUGGACCUGUCCCCUGGCCACGGGCUGGAUGGCCGCCUCACGGGCCACAGAGUGGAGACCUGGGAUGUGAAGGACGUGGUGAAUUGUGUGGGAGGCAUGGGCGCCCUGUUUCCCCUGCUGGAGCAAGUGGCUGCACAGCCCCAAGAGGCCGAGGCAGGUCCGGCAGAAACACAUGACCUUGUGGGGCCUGAACUGACCUCUGGCCACAACUUCCAGGGCCUGCUUCUCCCACUAGGCAAGUCCUCAGCAGUAGAGGAGCGGAUGGAGAGGAAUGCAGUGGCUGCAUUUCUGCUGAUGCUGCGGAACUUCCUGCAGGGCCAUGCUGUGAACCGGGAGAGCCUGGUGCAGUGCCAGGGGCCUGCCAUCAUCGGGGCCCUCCUGCGCAAGGUCCCCAGCUGGGCCAUGGACAUGAAUGUGCUCAUGUCUGCCCAGCUGCUGAUGGAGCAGGUGGCAGCGGAGGGCAGUGGGCCCCUUUUAUACUUGCUGUACCAGCAUUUGCUCUUCAACUUUCACCUUUGGACCUUCAGUGACUUUGCUGUGCGCCUGGGCCACAUCCAGUACGUGUCCAGCAUCGUGCGUGAGCAUAGACAGAAGCUGCGGAAGAAGUAUGGGGUCCAGUUCAUCCUUGAUGCCCUGCGUACCCACUACAGCUUGCAGCGGGAGCGCCCCCUAGCGGCGGAUGACUUGCGUACGGUGCAGACGUCACUCCUCGGCCUGGUGCGGGAAUUCCUGGUGCGGAGCUCUUCCUCUGAUGACCUGCAGGUGGUGCUGAACUUCCUGGCUGCUGGGGUUGAUGAUGGCCAGGUGGUGGGUGUGCUGGAUCUGCUGCUGGCACUGCUACAGAGCCUGCCAGCCCAGGAAUCUUUGGCCAUCUUCCUGCUGGAGCCAGGGAACCUUGAGGUGCUGUUGGCACUGCUGGUGCGGCCAAGGUCCAUACCCUUGCUGCCUGACCGGGUCUGCAAGAUCCUGCGCAGACUGCAGCAGAAUGAGCGCUUACCUGAGCGCAGCCGCCAGCGGCUCCGGCUGCGAGAGUGUGGUCUUCAGGGUCUCAUUGCCUGCCUGCCGGAGGGGGCCGUUUCCCCCCAGCUCUGCCAGGGCCUCUACAAGCUGUUCCUGGGGGCAGAUUGCCUGAACCUCUCAGAUCUCUUGGCUGUGGUGCAGCUGUCCCUCCAGGCUGACCUCAGCGUCCGCCUGGAUGUUUGUCGUCAGCUUUUUCACCUCAUCUAUGGACAGCCAGACAUAGUGCGGUUGCUGGCCCGACAGGCUGGCUGGCAGGAUGUGCUGACCCGGCUGUUUGUCGUGGAAGCUGUCACAGCCGGCAGUCCCCUGCCCUUUUCCCCCGAGCCACCCACCUCCCCGGAGCCAGCCUUACACAAGCCACCCACUGAGUCACCUGAAUCUUCGGACGUCUUCCUACCCUCAGAGGCUCCCUCCCCCGACCCGGACAGCUUUUACCAUGCUCUCUCCCCAUUCUGCACACCCCUUGAGCUGGGCCUGGAACGGUCCAGUGUGAGCUCAGGUAACACUGCUGGCGGUGGCAGCGGCAGCGGAACCCUCACUCCAGCCAGCCAGCCUGGCACACCUUCCCCACUGGAUGGGCCCCGGCCCUUUCCUCCUUCCCGUGGCCGCCACAGCUCCAGUCUCUCCAAUGUGCUGGAGGAUGGCAGCCUGCCAGAGCCCACCAUCAGUGGAGAUGACACGUCUAAUACCAGUAACCCUCAGCAAACCUGUGAAGAGGAGCUUUGCAACUUGCUCACCAACGUACUAUUCUCGGUGACAUGGCGGGGCGUGGAUGGCAGCGAUGAGGCUGCCUGGCGGGAGCGUGGCCAGGUCUUCUCUGUGCUCACCCAGCUGGGGGCCUCAGCCACACUUGUGCGCCCACCAGACUACAUCAAGCGCAGCCUCCUGGAGAUGAUGCUGGAGUCAGCCCUGACUGACAUCAGAGAGGCCCCCCUUGGGGUGCUGGCCAGCCUCACCCAGCAAGCACUUUGGCUGCUGCGCCUGCUGCAGGACUUCUUGUGCGCCGAGGGCCAUGGUAACCAGGAGCUUUGGAGUGAGAAGGUACGACAGCUCAGAGAGCUCUUUGAAGGUGUGUGCAGCCUGCUUGAUCGCCUGGGAGCCUGGCCGCACCUGGCCAAUGGCACAGCAGAUUUCCGAGAGAUGGCACAGAUUGGCCUGCGCCUCGUGCUUGGCUACAUCCUGCUGGAGGACCCACAGCUGCACGCCCAGGCCUAUGUAAAGUUGCAUGCGCUGCUGCAGACCACAGUGCCCAUGCGACGGGAGGAGGCCUGCUAUGUGCUCUCCAAGCUGGAGGCGGCACUGGCACGGGCACUCAGUACCCUACCCUCAGAAAACCCUGCCGGGGUUGGGGAGCCCCCAGCUGCAGCCACUGCUGCAGAGCGGUGCUCAUGGCUGGUGCCGCUGGUGCGCACGCUGCUGGACCGAGCCUACGGGCCACUCGGGCUGCAGUGGGGGCUUCCUUCCCUGCCGCCCACGAAUGGCAGCCCCACCUUCUUUGAGGACUUCCAGGCCUUUUGUGCCACCCCUGAAUGGCGUCACUUCAUUGACAAGCAGGUGCAGCCCACCAUGUCGCAGUUUGAAAUGGACACCUAUGCUAAGAGCCACGACCUUAUGUCAGGCUUCUGGAACGCCUGCUAUGACAUGCUCAUGAGCAGUGGGCAGCGGCGCCAGCGGGAGAGGGCACACAGUCGUCGGGCCUUCCAGGAGCUGGUGCUGGAAUCUGCCCAGCGGCGGGCGCGCUUGGAGGGACUGCGCUACUCGGCGGUGUUGAAGCAGCAGGCAGCACAGCACUCGACCGCCCUGCUGCACUGGGGGGCUCUGUGGCGUCAGCUCUCCAGCCCCUGUGGGCCCUGGGCCCUGAGGGACCCGCCCACCCCCCACUGGAAGCUGUCCAGUGCCGAGACAUAUUCGCGCAUGCGUCUGAAGCUGGUGCCCAACCAUCACUUCAACCCUCACCUGGAAGCCAGUGCCCUACGGGACAACCUGGGUGAGGCCCCCCUGACACCCACCGAGGAGGCCUCACUGCCUCUAGCAGUGACCAAAGAGGCCAAAGUCAGCACCCUACCCGAGGAGCUGCAGGAAGACCAGCUGGGUGAGGAUGAACUGGCUGCGCUAGAGACUGCGUUGAAGGCAGCAGAACUGGACGAGCAGCAUGAGAAGCUGGUGCUGUCAGCUGAAUGCCAACUGGUCACAGUGGUGGCUGUGGUACCAGGCCUGCUAGAGGUCACCACACAGCAUGUGUAUUUCUAUGAUGGCAGUGCCGAGCGUGUUGAAACCGAGGAGGGCAUCGGCCAUGACUUCCGGCGCCCACUGGCCCAGCUGCGUGAGGUCCACCUCCGGCGUUUCAACCUGCGCCGUUCAGCACUUGAGCUCUUCUUCAUUGAUCAGGCCAACUACUUCCUCAACUUCCCAUGCAAGGUGGGCGGGCCUACAGCCUCCUCUCCUUACCAGGGCCCCAGGCCACAGCCUUGCCCCAUCCCACCCCACACCCAGGUUCGGAACCAGGUGUACUCGUGGCUCCUGCGCCUGCGACCCCCUACCCAAGGCUACCUAAGCAGCCGCUCCCCCCAGGAGAUGCUGCGCGCCUCAGGCCUUACCCAGAAAUGGGUACAGCGCGAGAUCUCCAACUUUGAAUACCUGAUGCAACUCAACACCAUCGCGGGGCGGACCUACAAUGACUUGUCUCAGUACCCUGUGGUGAGGUCCUGCCCCCUACCUCCACCCCACCCCACUGGUCUGCCAGCCCUGCUUCACCCAAGUGUGGGCAUGGAUGGUGGGCCAAGCCCUGAACUUGGUCCCAGGCGGGUGCUUCCUGAGACCUGGUUUCUGUUCCCUGCUGUCCCCACACACACCCAGCCCCACUCUCCUCCCCUCCUGGCAUCUGUUUUCCCCGGAGGGACUCCUGACCCAGACAGUCCCUCCGGCUCCCCGGCAACCCCUCCACAUGGUGCACCCUCACCUGUGGGCUCUGCCCUUCUUCCUGAGGGUCAGGGUGGGCAGGUAGACCCUCAGGACUCUCAUGUAGCUCCUACCCGGGUGGGCGGCCAGUUCCCCUGGGUCCUACAGGACUAUGUGUCCCCAACAUUGGACCUCAGCAACCCGGCCGUCUUCCGGGACCUGUCCAAGCCCAUCGGUGUGGUGAACCCCAAGCAUGCCCAGCUUGUGAGGGAGAAGUAUGAGAGCUUCGAGGACCCAGCAGGCACCAUUGACAAGUUCCACUACGGCACCCACUAUUCCAAUGCAGCAGGCGUGAUGCACUACCUCAUUCGCGUGGAACCUUUCACCUCCCUGCAUGUCCAGCUGCAGAGUGGCCGCUUUGACUGCUCUGACCGGCAGUUCCACUCAGUGGCAGCAGCCUGGCAGGCCCGCUUGGAGAGCCCCGCCGAUGUAAAGGAGCUCAUCCCGGAGUUCUUCUACUUCCCUGACUUUCUGGAGAACCAGAACGGCUUUGAUCUGGGCUGCCUCCAGCUGACCAAUGAGAAGGUGGGCGAUGUGGUGCUGCCCCCAUGGGCCAGCUCUCCUGAGGACUUCAUCCAGCAGCACCGCCGGGCUCUGGAGUCAGAGUAUGUGUCCGCCCACCUGCAUGAGUGGAUUGACCUGAUCUUCGGCUACAAGCAGCGGGGGCCAGCUGCGGAAGAGGCCCUCAAUGUCUUCUACUACUGCACUUAUGAGGGGGCCGUGGACCUGGACCAAGUAGCAGAUGAGCGGGAACGGAAGGCUCUGGAGGGCAUUAUCAGCAACUUUGGGCAGACUCCCUGUCAGCUGCUAAAGGAGCCACAUCCAUCUCGGCUUUCAGCUGAGGAAGCAGCCCAGCGCCUUGCACGUGUGGACACUAACUCACCUAGCAUCUUCCAGCACCUGGACCAGCUCAAGGCCUUCUUUGCAGAGGUCAUCAGUGAUGACGUGCCCCUAGUGCUGGCCAUGGUUCCCCACCAGCAGCCUCACUCCUUCAUCACCCAGGGCUCCCCAGACCUGUUGGUGACCGUGAGUGCCAAUGGGAUGCUGGGCACCCACAACUGGUUGCCAUAUGACCGUAACAUAAGCAACUACUUCAGCUUCAGCAAAGACCCAACCAUUGGCAACCCCAAGAUGCAGCGACUGCUGAGUGGCCCAUGGGUACCUGGCAGUGGCGUGAGUGGGCAAGCUCUGGCAGUGGCCCCCGACGGAAGGCUGCUGUUCAGUGGUGGCCAUUGGGAUGGUAGCCUGCGAGUGACUGCACUCCCCCGGGGCAAGCUGUUGAACCAGCUCAGAGGCCACCUAGAUGUAGUAACCUGCCUCGCACUGGACACCUGUGGCAUCUACCUCAUCUCAGGCUCCCGGGACACCACAUGCAUGGUGUGGCGGCUGCUGCAGCAGGGUGGUCUCUCAGUGGGGCUGGCAUCGAAGCCCGUGCAGGUCCUAUAUGGGCAUGAGGCUGCAGUGAGCUGUGUGGCCAUCAGCACUGAACUCGACAUGGCAGUGUCUGGAUCUGAGGAUGGAACUGUGAUCAUCCACACUGUACGCCGCGGCCACUUUGUGGCCACACUGAGGCCCCCAGGAGCUACGUUGCCUGGACCCGUGGCUCACCUGGCACUGGGGUCUGAGGGCCAGAUUGUGGUGCAGAGCUCAGCGCGGGAGCGUCUGGGGGCUCAGGUCACCUACUCCUUGCACCUCUACUCUGUGAAUGGGAGGUUGCGAGCUUCACUGACCUUGGGAGAGCAGCCCACAGCCCUCAAAGUGACGGAGGACUUUGUUCUGCUGGGCACAGCCCAGUGUGCCCUGCACAUUCUCCACCUGAACAAACUGCUGCCGGCCGUGCCUCCCCUGCCCAUGAAGGUGCCCAUCCGCAGUGUGGCUGUGACCAAGGAACGCAGCCAUGUGCUCGUGGGCCUGGAGGACGGCAAGCUUAUCGUGGUGGGCGCAGGGCAGCCCUCUGAGGUGCGUAGCAGCCAGUUCGCGCGGAAGUUGUGGCGUUCCUCCAGGCGCAUCUCCCAGGUGUCCUCCGGGGAGACCGAGUACAACCCUGGAGAGGCCCGUUGACAGCCUGACCUGCCCCACUGCUCAGCCCCGCCCCUAGUGGGCUGCGCCCCCAAGACUCCGUCCGGGAGGGGGAAACUGAGGAGGAGGCGAAUCCCAGCCCGCACUCGGGGGUGGGCAGGGCCCCACCUCCGCCCAGCUCAGGGAUUGGCAGGCGGUGUACUCCAGGAAGCCACGCCCCUCGCUGGCAGAGGGGCUGCCUGGAGUCCCAGUACUGACCAGAGCUGCCGCACAGCACUUUUUGCACAAUCUGGGGCAGGGAACCCAGGCUCCCAAGCCCAAACCCCCAAGCCCCCGUCCCGGCAAAUCAAAGGGGCCGGGCUGUGGCCUUAAUCCUAAGGGUGGCUCCCCCCACCCCACCCCGCCCCGCUCCCGCCCCCGCUCUCCCAUCUCAGCAAUAAACGUGAACUAGUUUUGUAGCUGUUCCGCCUCUGAGCAUGCAUGUGCACGCGCAGCCUGCCCUGGCCACCGUCUGGGGCUCACAUGCUCCUGGUCUGAGCACCCACGGUGGCUCGUUCCUUCCCCAUCCGCGCUGCCUGUCCUUGAGGACCCCGCCUGCUGUUUUCUCUGGUUUGAUCUCAUUCCAGCUGCGGACUCUGCGCAUGUGCGCGUUCCUGGAGAGGGCGGGGCAAAACCGCGGGCAGCCCCACCCCCUCAGUGCCCAGCCCCUUUCAGGUCCCAGCCUUCCUGCGAUCUGCGCCUCCGCUCUAGUCUCGGGCGGGUCCCAACCUGGCCUUCCCAGGGACUCUACUCCAUCUUGGCCGGCCCAAGGCCUGGAGGCCCCAUCCCGCCAAGGCUCAACGGAUCUUGGGACUAGCGAAGGCGGCCGCCACAGGUCAGGAGUGGGUUAGGGACAGAGCACUGUGUUUUCCUGGACUGAGGAAGCAAAGGGCUCUCUCUGUUCCCCACUUCCAGACCCGGGAUCCUGUGCCGUCGUCGUGCUAGCAUCUGGGUUGGGAUGCAUGCGGGUAGCCAGGGUAGUGUGGGCAUGCAGAGUGUAGCUCUGGGACAUGUGUACAUAUUUUUUGAGCGUCGAGAUGAAUGUGUGUCGGGGUGGGUGGUAGAGGCUCCAAUCCCACAUACGGGGGUGGGUCAGGCACAAGGCUUGGCUGUCCUUACAAGCGCUAGUCACAGGCUCACCUGCGAGCCAGGAUCCAGGGAAGGCCUCUUAUGUGGUAAGUGACACAAAUGUAUAUACAUCCUUCAUGUGGUAAGGGUCACUGCAGCCUCUGCGCCAGACACACUUGCCAACUGUGCAUGUGCAUUUAGCAUAAACAUGGGCCCCUGGCCUUGUCCAGGGAAGUGAGUUUGGAGUGCCUGGAUUGGACCAGGCCAGAUGGGGAGUGGUGGAUGUUGGGGAGUUGGAGGGUCUUUCCCUGGUCUCAUCCCCAUCCUUUUUCCAAGCAAGAUGCCCUCCUCAGCCCAUACAGGGUCUCUCUUCCCUAGGCCUCAGCAGGUUGUAGGUCCCAGAUGGAUCAGCCCUGUGAGUACAGAUGGGUCCUGGGAUUGAGUGCUUUUCGGGUAUUUGGUUUCCAAGCCCUCCAAACUCCCAGAUGAGAAGGACCAAGGUGUCUCCAGGUCCACAUACCCUCUGCCCUUGCUGAACCCACAUAGGAACCGUCCCAUCCAGCCUCUGAACAGGAGGUGAGGACUGGACACUGACCACUCCAGGGGCUAUGCUUGUGCUGAGAACUCCAGGGAGCCCUCCCACCAGCUGCUAAGUCUCUACCUGGCUGUCUUAGAUGGGGAAAGGAGUCUCCCUGGUCCUCCUAUGCCAACCCUGGACUGAGUCCAGGGGUUUGCCAAGGUCUUUGAGACAGGGUGGUUUUCAAUGUGCUCUUCUCCACCCUGAGCUGCCCCCUGACCUUCUCCAGCUUAGGCCAGCUGAGGCAAGCAAUAUCAUCUCCACUCCACUUGAUGUUGGAGAAAACUGGUCAAGAUUGGCGAAUGGGAAGAUGGGGGAUGGGAUACCCAGCCAUGGAGUGAAUCAGAAUCAAGUGAGCCAGGAAAGGGGAACAGGCUACCCCAAGGGAUUUCUGACUUCAGGCCUGAGGAAUUCUACUAAUGUCCCUAUACACAGCCUCUUCUGGACUCACAGAAGUCUCCCAUCUCCUUUGCCUGGGCACUGUCCAUGACACUCCAACCCCUUCUCUAAGAGAUGCAGCCCCUCGGAGCACUGCUGGCUGGUAGAACCAUGCCUCACAACUCCAGCCACAGGGAAGACAUGGGCCAUGUGGAUAAGCCCCAGAAGGAGCAGGAUGGGAACAGGGGAGGGGCAUGGUUAGGGGCAGGGGGAGCCCUGGCCCCCAGUACCUCCUCCCCAUUCCCCCCUGAGCCUCCAGGGGCUUCAGGCAGCAUCAUCCCUGUC